Penicillium paradoxum is the source of this 18213-nucleotide messenger RNA. RefSeq lists its product as uncharacterized. Gene Ontology annotation, molecular function: catalytic activity; phosphopantetheine binding. Bases 1 to 18213 code for a protein of 6070 amino acids. The record is from RefSeq and is a predicted model, not a curated record. The transcript has 7 exons. NCBI's taxonomy places the organism in Eukaryota, Fungi, Ascomycota, Eurotiomycetes, Eurotiales, Aspergillaceae.
AUGGCUCAAUCUACCAAGUGCUAUCUUCCUCGGUUCGCUUCCGCCGAUGACGGGCCUAAGCGCGCUGUCUCGAUGAAGACGAGGCCAACGGCUGCCCAGCAUGCGCAGUUAUUAACCGCAUCUCACGAAGGCCGUCUGGACUCGAUUCUCAGAGCCACUUGGGCUCUUGUCCUCAACUACUAUAUCCGCUCCAAGGAUAUCUGUUUCGGUUACCAACAUCUCGAAGACGACUCUCGAACCCUCAAAUCUUCUGUACAGCGUUCUAACGGCGUCAAUAUUUCGACGAUCCGCAUAUCCAUCAAUGACAACGACUCUCUCACGGCAAUUGUAGAUAAGGUGCGCGCAAUCAACGCGAAUCGCCAGCCCAAUGGAACCUCGGAGGCCGCUUCCGAGGGAUAUCUUCCUUUCAACACCAUCCUGAUGGUGCGCACAUAUGACCCACCUGCUUCUCCUUCGAAACCUCUUUUGGCAACAGCUCUCCCUGACGAGUGUCAAGUUCGCCUUCACGUGAAGGUCCUGCGUGGAGACAUCAGCAUCUUCCUUGAAUGGCGCAAGGGUGACAUGUCUGGAGAUCAGAUGAAGAGUGUUGCCUCAAUCUUUGAACAGUUGCUUGCCAAAGUCCUUUCUGCUGAGAACACCGCUAUUAGCCAGCUUAAUUUGUUCUCGGAGAAUGACUGGCAACGCAUUGCUAAGUGGAAUUCCAAUAUUCCGCAGCUUCAUGAUCGCUGCAUUCAUGAGGCCAUCCACGAUCAAAUGCUCAGCGGCCCGGACCGCGAGGCUGUAUGUGCGUGGGAUGGCAGCUUGACGUUCGCUGAGCUGGAUCAGCAGGCCUCAAAGCUUGCAUGUCACCUGCGCAUGCAGGGGGUUGGGCCAGAAAUCCGUGUGGCUUUAUGUUUUGAUAAAUCUAAAUGGAACAUUGUGGCAAUGCUUGGCGUGAUGAAAGCCGGGGGAGCCUUCGUUCCAUUGGACCCGACUCACCCAACUUCCCGUCUGCAAGGUCUCAUCCAAUCAGUCAAAGCCUCGGUUGUGCUGUGUUCUGAGCAUCUUGUGGAGAAACUCAAUCCCAUCGUGAAGACUUUAAUACCCCUUUGUGCUGACACGGUCGAUCGUCUGUCCGGCCCCGCGGGUAGCGUCGAUCUUGCAUCGGGUGUCACAAGCCAAAAUGCGGCUUAUGUUCUGUUUACCUCCGGAUCAACUGGAGAACCAAAGGGAACUCUGCUGGAGCACCGCGCUUUUCUGUCUGGGUCCAUGGCGCAUGGGCCGGGACUACGCAUUUACCGCGACUCACGAUGUCUCCAAUUCGCUGCUCACACAUUUGAUGCGAGUCUGGCCGAGUCAUUGACGCCGCUCAUCCACGGUGCAUGUGUGUGCAUUCCGAGCGAGGAGGCCCGGCUGAAUGACAUCGUGAGUACCAUCAACGAGAUGCGAGUCACCCAAGCGUGCUUCACCCCGUCAUUCAUCGGCUUCAUUGAAAUCGAGAGUAUUCCCGGACUGGAAAGCCUAGUCCUGGCUGGCGAGGCAAUGUCUCAGUCACAACUGGCCACCUGGUCCAAAAUCAAAUUGAUCAAUGGUUAUGGACCGACCGAGGCAAGCGUGGCAUCCGUGCUCAAUUCGAAUGUCACAGCAGACACCGAUUGUAAAGAUAUCGGACUACCUGUGGGUGUUAGGACUUGGCUGGUCAAUCCUGAGAACCACGAUGAAUUGGUCCCCGUGGGCUGCCCCGGAGAACUACUUUUGGAAGGCCCACCCCUAGCCCGGUGCUACGUGAAUAACCCGCAAAAGACAAACGAAUCGUUUAUCUAUGACCCUGCGUGGACACAGUUGGAUCCCGAAAGUGGUUCUCACCGCAGGUUCUACAAAACAGGUGAUCUGGUCCGAUAUAAUUCUGACACUGGUGCUUUGAAUUACGUCGGUCGGAAGGAUACCCAGGUCAAGGUUCACGGACAACGGAUCGAGCUUGGCGAAAUCGAGAAUCAGCUCAGCAAAGACUUGAAUGUCACUCAUUGCUCUGUCUUCUUCCCUCAGACCGGUUUCUCCAAAGGACGAUUAGCGGCAGUUGUAUCUUCCACUGGUUUGCUUGCGGAACAGUCAGGCUCCGACUUGGAGCCUCUGCGACUCAUAUCUGCCUCGAAAAAGGCCGAAGUAGUCCCAGGAAUCCGAGAGCGUCUCUCAGCCCUCCUGCCGACCUAUAUGGUCCCUGCAGUUUGGUUGUGUGUUGAAGCUCUGCCGCUCUUGCCAUCAGGCAAACUUGACCGCAAGGGCAUCGCCACUUGGGUCGCCGAUAUGGAAAGUGAUCCCGAUCGUCAGAACGCAGCCUCUGUCCCAGUAGUUGGCACAGAAGAUUCGAAGCCUGCAAAUGAUAGAGAAGAGGCUUUGGCUGCUGUAUAUAGCCGUGUUCUCAACAUUCCCCAGAACCAGCUCAAUUUGAACGAGAGUUUCCUCGCGCUCGGGGGUGAUUCAAUCGCCGCAAUGACAUGUAUAGGUCUCUGCAAGAAGCGAGGAUUUACCCUCUCUGUCCAAGACCUGCUUCGCAGCAAAUCAAUCCGUGAUCUCGCAACUCGCGCAAAGACAAUCGAUCACCUUACCACUUAUGAAGAAGCAGUUGAUGAACCGUUCAGCCUGUCGCCCAUCCAAACCCUCCACUUUGGCGUGCGCAAGGAAGGACAAGGUCACUUUAAUCAGGGUAUUGUUACUCGCUUGAACAAGCCCAUCGAUGAACGAGCGUUGCGCAAGGCUGUCGAGAGUUUGGUCUCACGACACUCCAUGCUCCGUGCACGCUUUACCGACACUGGAUUCGGUACAGCAUCUAGCCAACACAUUACUCAGGAUAUCAAGGGCUCUUACAGAUGGCGAAUCCAUGCUGUUGAUUGUAUGGAGGCAAUAAAGGCUCAUGUCGCAGAAAGCCAAUCCUCAAUUAACUGCUUCUCCGGGCCAUUACUUGCAGUGGAUUAUUUCGCCCUGAAGGAUCAGUUCCAUGUCUUGUCAAUGACUGCGCAUCAUUUGGUUGUCGACAUCGUCUCAUGGAGAAUCAUCUUGGAAGAUCUGGAGGACUUUAUCCUGAACCCAGAGAAGACAAGUAGCAAUGAUGGGUCUUUGCCUUUCCAGACUUGGUGCCACCUCCAGAAUGAGCACUGCAACAACCUUCGCACAGAGAAAAAGGUUCCCAGCGAUACUCUCGCGGCCCCGGACUUUGGGUACUGGGGACUUACAGAUACACAGACCACAUACGGAGACGUGGAUUGUGCUUCAUUUGAAAUCGACCCUGCUCAUACCAACGCUAUUUUGUUGGAUUGCCACAAAGCCCUUGGCACUGAGCCAAUUGAUCUCUUCCUGGCAGCAAUGCUCCACUCAUUCGGUCGCUCUUUCCCCGACCGUGCUCCCCCAACGAUCUAUAACGAAGGCCAUGGUCGAGAAGUGUGGGAUCCCUCCCUUGACAUCUCACACACUGUGGGCUGGUUCACCAUCCUGCACCCAAUCUUCUUGUCUGCAUAUAAAUCCGAUGACCCUAUCGAUACCCUUGUUCAGGUCAAGGACCUUCGCCGUAAGGUCUCAGACAACGGCCGCGCUGAUUUCACCAGUCGAGUUCUGCCAGCUCAUGACAAUAUUGAGUCUAAGCACCCGCGGCCCUUCGAGAUGUCUUUCAAUUACGUCGGGCAGCAUCGGGAUCUUCAAAGAAAAGACGGCCUAUUUCAGCUCGUCGACCAGAUGGCCGGAGAAGCCGGUCAAGGAGGCGGUGCCGCCGACUUUGGCAGCGACACUCCCCGCUUCGGUCUCUUUGAGAUAUCUGCCAUGGUAGUGGCCGGAAAGGUCCGAUUCAAUUUCUCCUUUAACAAGCUGAUGCAGCACCAGAACCGGAUUCAUCGAUGGGUUUCUGAAUGUCAGCAACUACUUGUAUUCCUGUCCGAGCAACUUCCCAUCAUUUCGCCGCGUUUGACUCUCAGCUCGUUUCCCAUGCUGUCAUUGACGUACCCCACGCUGGACAGGUUACUCAAUGAGAAGUUACCUGCUCUAGGGAUCACGUCCCCAGACCUUGUUGAGGAUAUCUUCCCCUGUUCUCGAAUGCAACAGGGUAUUCUCUUGGGUCGUAAGCGAGACAACUCUUACUACGCUGUUCAUGACACAUUUGAAGUUAGAGGGACUGGUGUGAGCGCGCCUGACCUUGAUCGCCUCGUUCAUGCCUGGCAGCAGGUGGUCUCUCACCACGCGAUGUUCCGCACUAUCUUUGUUGAGAACCUCACCCCUCGUGAUCCGUUCUCCCAGAUUGUACUGAGGAGCUAUGACGCCACACCGGUUAUCCUUCAGUCUUCAAGCGAUGGCGAUGUUUUUUCCACCUUCGACCAGCAAGACCCCAAAGACUACAGCGAGCUUGGGCCCGCGUAUCGCUUCACCAUUUGCCAGACACCCUCUCAUAGAAUCUUCGCACGCAUUGAGAUCAGCCACGCUGCGAUGGAUGGUAACUCAAUCUCUAUCAUCCUGCGUGACCUGCAGCUCGCAUACGCUGGAAGACUUGAGGAAAGCCCACAGCCUCUGUUCAAGGACUACAUACAAUACCUCCAGGACGCACCGAGGGAAGAUAGCAUGAAAUACUGGCGUUCGUAUCUGGGUGACGCAAAGCCAUGCCACUUCCCUACCUUGACUGAUGGCCAACAGUCCGCUAAGGCUCUUCGGUCCAUUCCCGUCAACUUUGGUGCAAUCAACGAGCUCCAGGCUGUCUGCGAGAAACAUGGGAUCACUCUCGCUAAUGUGUUCAAUGCUGCCUGGGGCCUCACUCUCCGCGAUUUCUGUGGCUCCGAUGAUGUUUGCUUUAGCUAUAUGGCAUCUCUGCGUGAUGUCUCUGCCGAUGGCGUCCAGUGGGUUGUUGGUCCGGUCAUCAACCUGUUGGUCUGCCGCAUGAAAGUCGCGCAUGAUGCAAAGCUCAGCGAUGUCCUGCAUCAGAUUCAGAAUGAUUACAUGGAGAGCCUUCCCUAUCGCCAUACUUCGCUCAUUGACAUCCAACAUGAUCUGAAGCUAUCGGACACCAAUUUGUUUAACUCCGGUGUCUCCUACCGCCGACUUCCCGGUUCCAAGGACGCGGCCAGCAGCGACAUUGAAUGCGUUGAGGUCGGCUCAAUCCACGAUCCGGCUGAGUUCCCCUUGUAUAUCAACAUUGAGGUCACAGAGACCAAGGCCCGGAUCGACCUCAACUACUGGACUACCAACCUCUCUGAUGCACAGGCUACCAAUGUGGCAAAUACCUAUCUUCGGUGCCUCGAGAAUGUCGUAUCUAACAUUGACGGCGAAAUUAGGCAGAUGGAUACCCUGAGCGAGAACAACAGACUCCAGAUCAUGACAUGGAACAGCAAGGCCCCCAAACCUUUCGAGAAGUGCGUUCACCAUGCGUUCCAAGAAAUGGCAAAGAAAUGCCCUGAUUCUCUCGCCGUUACUGCCUGGGAUGGCAACUUGACUUAUUCCAAAUUGGAUCAGUACUCCUCUCGUCUAGCCAGCUAUCUAGUCACCUUCGGCGUUGGUGCUGGUACCUUUGUUCCCAUCUGCUUCGAGAAAUCUGUUUGGAACAUGGUUUCAACAUUAGCCAUUAUAAAGGCAGGCGGUGGCUGUAUCCCAAUUCAAAACCCGCAGAGUGUAGCCCUGGUUGAGAAAUGGAUUGUCGAAAACGUCGUCCAAGUUGCUUUGGCCUCCCCCGAACAGGCCCAGGUUCUCGAGGAUAUUGUCCCGUACGUCAUCCCUGUCAGCGAGUCCCUCCUUGAGUACCUCACGGAUGAAGUUUUGAACCCUGUUGGAUGUCCAUCCGAUAUCGCAUACGUUGCCAUCACUUCUGGCAGCUCUGGCAUCCCUAAGGCCGUCUCAAUAGACCAUUCAACGGUCAUGAGCCGAGUUGAGGCAUUUGCUACCACCAUGGCAAUUGCAGAUGUCUCUAGAACCUUGCAAUUUGCACCUCACACCUCGGAUGCAUUCAUCCUUGAGACCUUUGCCACUUUCUUGUGGGGAGGUUGUGUUUGCAUUCCGGCAAAUAUUGACCCUAUCAACCUGGCCAGCUCCAUCAAUGCUUUCAUGGUCAACGUUGCCAGCAUUACUCCGACUGCCGCGGGCUUUUUCUCUCCCAAAGACGUUCCUGGUCUACGAUCCAUCGCCUUAGGGGGCGAAGCAGUCUCUCAGAGCGUCUUAGACCGUUGGAAGACUGAUAAUCUCCAACUGCAGGUUUUGUACGGUACAACCGAGAGUUCGUCCAGCUGCUUUCAUGCAUUCCCUUCCGUCGGUCAGAGGCAGGCUACGCUCAUCGGAAAAAGCAUCUCUUGUGUCUCAUGGGUCGUCCACCAGUCGAACCAUAACUGUCUUGUUCCAAUCGGCAGUGUUGGAGAGUUGGUGCUCGAGGGACCUGUGCUCGCCCGUGGCUACCUCGACAAUAACCCCACAGAGAAUCAUACCUUCUUCCAGAACCCUCCUUGGAUCUCACAAUUGGGUAGAGAAACCCAAUCCCAGUUCUUCAAAACAGGCGAUCUUGUGCGGUACAAUUCCGAUGGGUCACUUGAUUUCGUUGGCCGAAAGAACGACAAGAAUGGACGAGCCUUGCCAGGCAACUUGCUCCAGACUCAAGCAGCCAUUGAUUCAUUCCCGGGCCUGAACAAGAAGACUAUUUUGCAGAGUAUCGCGCUGCAACGUGAUGGUUUGAACACCGAUGCCCUCAUCGCCUUCAUGGUUUCCUCGGAUAUUACUCCGGUGACAUUCGGGGAGCGCGUGGUCCACUCGGUAACCACUGAAUUGAAAAGGGCUGUAUCUAGUCUCCACGCCCACUUGAGUGCCACCCUUCCUGCCAACAAGGUUCCGAGUAUCUAUAUUCCCAUCUCGUCACUCCCCUUGACAAUAUCUGGAAAGCUAAACUAUCAGGGCCUCCGGACCGAGACACAAGAGCUCUCAAUCAGUGCGCUCGAUUGUUUCGAUAUCAAGCAUUGGAACGGCUCCAAGCAGGGCAACCGGCAUUCACGCCAUACCAGCCUCACCGAGCCCUGCACCGCGUUCUGGAAGAAUUACCUCGCUGAUGUGGAGCCCUGCCUUUUCCCAGCGCUCUCUCACGGGGCAGGCAACAACGCCCGCUCGCUGCGUACCUUGAACAAGCAGACAGCAAACAUCCACGCUUUCAGCAAAAUCUUUGGUCUCAGCAUCGAAAUUCUCUUCCAAUUUGCUUGGGCUGUAGUACUUCGGUGGUACACCGGCUCGGACGACGUUUGCUUUGGGUAUUCCACCUCAGCGGGGGAAGAGAAGAAUCCGGACUUGGAAGGCAUUUCAACCUGUCGAUUCCUAGUGCAGAAUGAGCACAUGCUGCAGGAGAUUAUGAAGAAAGCAAAGACGGACUACGAAAAUAGUGCUCUGAACAGCGCUCCCCUGGAUGUGGUUCAGCGCCAGCUCAGGCUCGAUGAUGCUACACUCUUCAACACCGUACUCACAUAUCGUACAGUCUCCCAGCUACCCAAGGGAAGCCUUCAUGAACCAGGCACCUCCACACAGUACAAAAUCUCAGUUGAGGCUGUGAUGUCGCACUCCCAUGCCGAGAUCCACUUCAAUUACUCAUCAGACACCAUUUCCUCUUUCCAGGCUAACCAUAUCAUGGAGAUGUUCGACCAAGUUCUUGAUGAAUUAAUAUCUCAAAACCUCCGUGAUCGCACCGUCGCAGAUAUCAAUCUUAUACCCGAGCGCUCUAUCUGCCAAAUUCGCGAUUGGAAUGCCUCAUCACCGCCAAGGGUAGAAAAGUGUGCCGACGAGCUCAUCCAGCAGCAGGCCUUGCUUCACCCUCGUGCAGAUGCUAUCUGUUCCUGGGACAAAAACUUCACUUACGGUCAACUUGAGAUUGUCUCCAGUCGCCUUGCUCGCCAUCUCUCCGGGCUUGGAAUCAAGCCAGAAGUGUUUGUUGUCUUGUGUUUUGAGAAGUCUGCUUGGGCCAUCGUUGCCCAGCUGGCCGUCAUCAAAGCGGGCGGCGCUUACGUUUCCGUUGAUCCAUCACACCCAGAUUCUCGCCUCAAGAUGCUCAUUGAUGAAAUUGAAACUGACCUUGUCCUGUGCUCUUCUUCGGUCCAUGCUAAGGUCUCGAAGCUGGUCGAAAAUUCUUUUUCUGUCUGCCAGACUUCAAUUUCACAACUUCCUGACUCGCCUUUGGCUUUACCAGGUGUUCGGGCUACCCCUGCCAAUGCCGCAUAUGCUAUCUUUACUUCUGGUACCACCGGAAAGCCAAAGGCGACUGUUGUCGAGCACACUGCCCUCAGCACCACCGCACUUGCCAUGACCGAUGCUCUGCGUAUGAACCCUACAAGCCGUGUUUUACAAUUCUCCAAUUACACAUUCGAUGUGAGUAUUAUGGAAAUUAUGAUGACUCUCAUGACAGGCGGCUGUGUCUGUGUUCCAAGCGAGGAUGAACGCAUGAACAAUUUAGGUGGUGCGAUCCGCCGUAUGAAGGCCACCUACAUCCUCGCGCCGCCUGCCAUUGUCAACACUCUGGAGCCGAAGAGUGUUCCCUCUCUGAAGGUUAUUAUCACUGGUGGCGAGAAGAUGCCCGCUAAUCACAUCGAUCGUUGGGGAGAUCGCUGCGUGAUCAAUGCCUAUGGUCCUUCUGAAGCCACUGUCGUCGCCACAAUCGGUGUCAAGGUUGACUGGGAUGGUAACCGUGUCAAUAAUGAUCCUACAACUAUUGGAACGGCACCGAACUGCAGAGUUUGGAUCGUCGAUCCCAACAAUUACAAUCGCUUGCUGCCCGUUGGCGCUGUCGGCGAACUGAUUAUCGAAGGAAGCAAUAUUGCCCGUGGAUACCUCCGCAACGAGGAGAAGACCAAGGCAUCUUUCUUCGAGGAUCCUAUUUGGAACCGUCACAGUGGUCUACAAGCCCUGUUCAAGCGUAGCGACCGCAUGUACCGCACUGGGGAUCUUGUUCGCUACAACAAUGAUGGCAGCCUCAGCUUCAUCUCCCGCAAAGACACUCAAAUAAAGUUCAACGGCCAGCGAAUUGAACUAGAAGAGAUUGAACAACAGUGUCUCCAGUGUCUUCCUGAGGAUUCACAGGUCGCUGUUGACGUGGUUGUUCCCGAGGAGCGCACCAUCGCCAAGGGUCUUGCUGCGUUCUUCACUGUGCAUGACCCGCAUUCCAACGGGGGUAGCAGCGAUCAAUUCGUCCCCACUGUUCCUGGGGCUGAUUCACUUCUACUACCCAUCACGGUGUCCAACAUGGAUACCGUGCAGAAAUUGAAGGGCUCCCUCCCAGAACUUCUGCCCCAGAGCAUGAUGCCCCGGCUCUUCUUCCCCCUCCGCAACUUGCCCUUCACUUCCUCGGGAAAGAUUGACCGACGAAGACUCCGGGCAAUGGUCCAGACCUUGUCUAAGGAAACACUCAAGUCCUAUAUCACCUUCAAUACUUCCGAGAAACGGGAGAAGUCCGUUACCACCGGCCUCGAAACCCAGCUCGUGGCUUUGGUGGAAAGAAUCCUUGACCUUGAGGUUGGCUCUGUCAGUACGGAUGAUAGUUUCUUUGCUUUGGGUGGUGAUUCUCUGUCUGCCAUGAACCUUGUUGGCGCUGCUCAGGCAGAAGGUAUCGCUCUAACCGUGUCAAGCAUCUUCAACUCCCCAAUUCUGAUUGACAUGGCCAAGAAUUGCACUGCUUCUAGUGGGAUAUCUGAGGGGAAAAAAGAGAAUGUCAAGCCCUUCUCUUUGCUGCCAUCUGAAGUGGAUCCCGAGGCCCUUAUGGAUGAGAUCACCGACACCUGCGAGAUUUCUGAAGACCUUAUUACCGAUGUUUACCCGUGCAGUGCUGUGCAAGAGGGUCUCCUGACACUUUCCAUCAAGCAUCAUGGAGCUUAUGUUGCUCAGCCAUCAUUUCGCCUCGCUGACGGCAUUGAUCUUGAACGAUUCAGACAAGCCUGGCAACAAACAGUCGCCGACUUGGAAAUACUGCGCACUCGCAUCGUUCACACAGAAGCAAUGAACUUCGCUCAGGUUGUCCUGAGAAACUCACCUAUCUCCUGGGUCCAUGUAGAGUCUUUCGAUGCUUUGCCCCACGACUUCAUUCGUCUACCGAAGCAAAAUGGAGCUGAUUUGACUGGCUAUGCGAUGGUGAAGCCCAGAGGCUCCUCAUCCAGCUACUUUGUCUGGUCCGUCCAUCACGCACUAUACGAUGGAUGGAGCAUUCCCUUGGUGUUCCGCAAGGUUGAGGAAAACUACUUCGGCUCGAACACCACACAGUCUGGUACCCCCUAUAGUCUGUUCAUUGACUACUUAGUCAAGAGGGACAUGCAAAAGUCAGAUGAUUUCUGGAAGUCUUACCUAGCCAAUCUUUCCAGCACCCCCUUCCCUCAUAACAAAAAUGCGGUGCUCGGUGCAAUGCGUGCUGGUAACACUCAACAUCAUACUAUGAAAGUCUCCCGCACCUCCAAUAGUGUCGACUUCACGAUUCCCGUUCUUAUGCGGGCUGCAUGGGCAAUCGUCAUUGCCACCCAUACUGCAUCUGGCGAUGUUUGCUUUGGCGAGACCCUGUCCGGCAGAAAUAUUGAUCUUCCGGGGGUUGCAGAUAUUGCUGGUCCUGUUUUAACGACUGUCCCGACUCGCGUCCAGGUUGACAAUGCAAUGUCGACUACCCAGUACCUGCAGACCAUCCACAAUUCGACCGCCGAGAUGAUCCCGCACUUACAUUCUGGUCUGCAGCGUAUCCGCCAGCUCAACAAAAAUACUUCUGUGGGCUGUGAGUUUAAGAACCUCCUUGUGAUCCAGCCCGGCGAAGGUGGGCUCAACAACAGACUCUGGAUUGACGAGAAACGUCAAACAAGCGAAGAGUUUUUCACUCACCCUCUCGUUGUGGAAUGCGGUGUAACUAAGGCAAGCAUCGUUUUCACUGCUCAUCACGAUGAACUUGUCAUUACUGGAUGGCAGACCAAACGGAUUGUCGAGCAGUUUGCCCAUGUUCUCCAUCAAUUGAUUUCCAUGCCCAAGAAUAGCAUGAGCACUCUUGGAGAUCUGGAGGUCGUCAGCCCUCAAGACAAGGCAGAGAUCGGUACCUGGAACCAACGCACUCCACUGACAGUGGAACGUACCGUCCAUGAUUUCAUCCGUGAGAAGUGUGAGGAGACUCCGAAUGCCCAGGCUGUGCGAGCAUGGGAUGGUGAUCUCACUUACAGGGAAUUUUGGGACCUCGCAUCCGGCUUUGCCAACUACCUGGUCUCUCGUGGCGUCGGCCCAGAAGUCUUUGUCCCAGUCUGCCUGGACAAGUCGGCUUGGGCUAUGGUUACCCUGAUCAGCGUUCUCAUCGCUGGUGGCGGUUAUGUGCCUUUAGAUCCCUCGCACCCCACUUCACGACACGAGGAGAUCCUACUCGAUCUCAAUGCCAGUAUGAUUCUUUGCACCCCCAACUACAGUGAUCGAUAUGGCCGAGUUGUGAGAACCGUUAUCCCCAUCAGCAAGGAGACCAUCAAGGCAUAUGGUUCUCUCAAGUCAUCUGCUCGUGUCCAGACUCACAUUAAGCCGUCAAACAUGGCCUAUGCCUUGUUUACAUCCGGUAGUACUGGCCGUGCUAAGGGAAUCAUUGUCGAGCACCGCAACGUGGUCAGCAGUAUCAUGGCAUUCGCACCUUGGGUCCAAAUGGAUGCAACCUCCAGAGUAUUCCAAUUUGCUUCGCUCACCUUCGAUGCUGCCGUCAUGGAAACACUUGCAAUUCUCAUGCUGGGAGGAACGAUCUGCGUGCCUAGCGAGGAUGACCGUCUCAAUGAUGUGGCUGGGGCGAUCCGUCGACUGAAUGUGACUUGGACCUUCCUCACUCCUUCAAUUGCCAGUAUUAUUGAACCGUCAUCGGUACCAUCUCUCAAGCACCUGGUAUGUGGAGGUGAGAAGAUGUCUAACGAAGUCAUUACCAAGUGGGCCAACGCUGUUCACCUUAUGAACGGAUAUGGGCCCACUGAAACUUGUGUGUUUGCCGUGGUUGACAAUGCUGUUGCUGCCAAUCGCGAUCCCGGGCGUAUUGGUUACGGCAUUCCUAGCACCCUCACUUGGAUUGUUGAUCCCGACAACCAUGAUCGCCUCACCCCCCUGGGUGCAGUCGGCGAGCUUGCCCUUGAAGGAACUCCGCUCGCAAGAGAGUACCUCAAGAACCCCGAAAAGAAUGCAGAGGCAUUUGCGUCCAACCCUGCCUGGAUCAAGGACUUCAAGUCGCCGGUUGCCGGACCACGUCGAAUCUACAAAACCGGCGAUCUCUGCUACUACAGCCCUGAUGGUUCGAUUCAGUACAUCAGCCGCAAGGACCAUCAAGUCAAGCUUCAUGGUCAGCGGAUGGAGCUCGGUGAGAUUGAGCACCGCCUUUCUGAGGAUACUCGUACCCGACACGCCGUCGUCAUUCUUCCCAAGAAUGGCCCACUCAAGCAGCGACUGGUUACUGUCAUGUCUCUAAACAGUGUGGCUGCCGAUACGAAGCUCAUUUCCGACAAGGCUUGCGAACUAGUUGACGAAUAUGAGCUUGAACGACACGCCUAUAACGAGCUAGUUGAUGUCCAGAAGAGUCUCGAGAGCCAACUUCCAAUUUACAUGGUCCCCCAAACUUGGGCGCUGAUUAAGAAACUCCCCAUGCUUGUUUCAGGCAAGCUUGACCGCAAGAAGAUCACGGCUUGGCUCGAGGAUAUUGAUGAUCUGUCCUACGAGCGCAUCAUGGCAGAUUAUGAUCGUAUCAAGCGUGGCAAGAUCGAUGAGAAACCACGAGAAAAGGAGGAGAAGAAUGGCUCGCUCAAGAUCGUCCGUGAGAUAUUUGCCCAGGUGUUGAACAUGUCACUCUCAAAGGUCAAUGUCGAGCGUUCUUUCGUCAGCUUGGGUGGUGACAGCAUUACUGGAAUGGCUGUUAUAUCUCGCGCUCGCAAGCAGGGCCUUGUCCUAACACUGCACGAUAUUCUGCAGAGCAGAUCGGUCAAAGAGCUUGCCCAAACAGCCGGUUCCAAAACACCUCUCUCUCAGCGCGAAGAGAAAUCUGGCGAAGGCUUUGCUCUCUCGCCUGUCCAGAAGCUGUAUUUCCAGAGCUCAGAUUCCUUCAAGGGAAGCGCUCGCUUCAAUCAGAGCAUCACGGUUCGCAUUGCUCGCCGCUGUGAGGGCGAAGUACUUCGGCGUGCUCUCAAGGCUGUCAUAAGCCAGCACGCCAUGUUCCGCGCACGCUUCAGCAAAGCCACUGAUGGUACUUGGCAGCAGAAAACCGCAGCGGAGGUUGAUGAAUCUUUCCGCUUCCGCGUUCACUCUGUCGGUGACACCCGUGCGAUGGUCCCCAAGGUUGCAGAUAGCCAGACCUGCCUGGACCCUAUCAAUGGACCUAUUUUAGCUGCCGACCUAUUCAACCUCCGGGCUGGCGGUCAGGUCCUGUUCCUUGUCGCUCACCAUCUCUGUAUUGACAUGGUUUCUUGGCGCAUCGUGCUCCAGGAUCUUGAAGAGCUCGUUGUAUCGGGGUCUCUCUCACUAGAAAAGGCUUUGUCCUUCCAAAGCUGGUGUGCUAUGCAGACUGAGAGGGCCAAAACACAUGACGCGAACAUUGCUUUACCAUUCACCCCCGAGAAGCCGAACUUGGCUUACUGGGGCAUGCAAGACUUAUCCAACGUCUAUGGGGAUAUCAAAAUGGAGUCAUUUACCCUGAGCGAAGAUACUACCCAGUUCAUCCUCAGCGAUUGCCAUAGUGUCUUCCGCACUGAUACUGUUGAUAUCUUGCUGUCGGCCAUUAUUAGCUCCUUCGGUUGCACUUUCACUGAUCGCAAGGUUCCCACUGUUUAUAAUGAAGGGCAUGGCAGAGAACCUUGGGAAGCCAAUAUCGACCUUUCUAGAACAGUUGGCUGGUUCACCACCAUGGCGCCUUUGCUAGUUGACUCGAAUGCUCGUAAGUUUACCGUAUCUCACCCCCCAGAAUCCAGGCUGACAACAGAAGGGGCCCUGAACGACAUUAUCAAGCGUGUUAAGGAUACAAGACGCAAGAUCACAGACAAUGGACGUCCCUAUUUUGCCAAGAAUCUCCUCCAGGAACAGGCUGCCGACUUCCCUGUUCCGUUGGAAAUCCUUUUCAACUACUUGGGCAAGAUGCAACAACUUGAGCGAGCUGACUCCUUGUUCCAACACCAUGGUAGCGUCUUUGACAGCUCGGACUUUGCUGUCGCGGGUGACAUGGGUCCUCAGACUGCUCGUUUCGCACUGUUUGAAAUCUCUGCCAUUGUCAUCAAGGAUUCCCUCAACAUUGGGUUUACCUACAACCGCAAAAUGCAGCAUGAAGGGUCCAUCCGCCGGUGGAUUCAUCAAUGCAAGCAGACCUUGGAGAAGGACCUGCUUAUGUUGAAGACAGCUUCCCCUGAGCCCACUCUCAGCGACUAUCCUCUCCUCCCGAUCACCUACCACGGCCUGCAGAUGCUCACCACCAGCACCUUCCGCAAGGCUGGUAUUCGAAACAAGGAUCACGUCGAGGAUAUCUACCCUUGUUCUCCUAUGCAGGAGGGUCUACUGCUCAGCCAGCUGCGUGAUCCUAACGCCUACAUGUUCCACACUGUUUUUGAAAUCAAGGAUGCGAAAUCCGGCAAGGUGGACGCUGAACGGGUUUCCCGCGCCUGGCAAACCCUGAUCGAUCGCCACCCUGUGCUGAGAACUAUCUUCGUCGACAGCAACUACACCGGUGGAUCUUUCGAUCAACUGGUACUCAAGAGCCUUGACGAAAACAACAUCUGUGUGGAAUGCCACGAUUCCCAGGUCCAGGAGAAGCUAUCCGCCAUCUCCCUUCGUGACUUGAAUGCAAUGCGCCAGUCAAAGCUGUCUCAUCAACUUACUGUUUGCAAAACAAACACUGGACGUGUAGUUCUGAAGCUUGAAAUCAACCAUGCCAUUAUCGAUGGUGGUUCGGUCGAUGUCCUUCUCCGUGACUUGACCCUCGCAUACGAGCGAAAGAUCCCUGAGGGUGCCGGACCUCGCUUCAGCGACUAUAUCAAGUUUAUCCGCACCCAGAGCCAGAGCGUCGCCCUUGAUCACUGGAAGCAGUAUCUUCGCGGAGUUCAUCCAUGCCACCUCACCCCAUCAGCAACAUUCGAGUCCAAGCGAGAGCUGAAGGGUGUCAUGAUGAACUUCCAACGCUUCCCUGAGCUGCUUAAGUUCUGCGAGCGCAGCUCUGUCACUCUUGCCAACCUGACGCUGUCUGCCUGGGCCGUUGUUCUUCGACAAUUUACAGGCUCUGAUGAUGUCUGCUUUGGAUAUCUUUCUGCCGGUCGCGAUGCCCCUGUCAAUGGUAUUCAAGACAUGGUCGGAAUCUUCAUCAACAUGCUCUGCUGCCGUGUUCAGUUCUCUGACCACCAGACUCUGACUGAUGUGUCCAAGAACGUUCAAGAUGAUUACAUUCGAUGCAUCCCGCACCAAAGCUGCUCUCUGGCGAGCAUCCAGCACGAACUUGGCAGGCAGGGACAGUCCCUCUUCAACACUACCUUGUCUAUCCAGAACCACUCUGUCGCAGGUGGACCCAAGGAAAAAGGGUUGUCAUUUGAUCUUCAGCAUGCACACGAUCCUAGCGAGUACGCGGUCACUGUGAAUGUCGAAAUUGCCCGAGGCCAAGAAGGCAUCCUCUUGAGAUACUGGAACGAUGUUGUAUCUGAGGACGAGGCACAAACUUUGGCCGAUACCAUUGCUAAAGUUUUUACUGGCUUCAUCGAGGCCCCGGCAGCUACUCUCGCACAGUCCAAAUUUGGCGCUGAGGCCGUGUCGGAGUCAGUUGAUUGGGAUCGUUCCCAGACUACGCUCGCUGAAAAGUCAAAGUCUACUGGAGAAUCGAUGGAUAGCAUUGCUAUGCAAAAGAUUAUCGAUGAUCGUGUUCAUGAGAUUAUUGCACAGAUGUUGAGAGAAGGAAAAUUGAUGGUGCCACCCGUUCGGGCGGAUGAGUUGUCUAACUAUGGCAGUCAAACUGACGCGAUGAUUGACUCAGCUUACCAGUUAGGUAUACAAGGAGCAGAUGAUUCGGGUGUUUGUUCAGCAACUUCCCGUUCUAGUGUGGACGGGAUUACGGCUGAUGUGGAAAGGAAAUUGUGGAAUCUUUGGAGCACUGCUCUUGGUCUUUCGCCCAACGUGGUGAGACACCAGGAUAGCUUCUUCAAAUUGGGUGGUGACAGCAUCACCGCAAUGAAGAUGGUCAGUGCCGCUCGCGAAGAGGGCCUGGUCCUUACUGUCGCAGAUGUUUUCAACAAUCCUGUCUUCGAGGACAUGGUGGUGACAGUGGCCGCCGCCAAUGUCACUCAGCAAAUGCUGGAUGUUGAUCUCAAAUCUGGUGGCCAUGAGGAGAUUGAUAGCGAUUUGCUAAACAUUAGCCCAACAACGUUGGGUCCGAGUCCCUGCUCUGAAAACUUCGAGGUUCUCAGACCUUAUUGCGUCGAUGAUGCCGCGGUACGGAGUGGUAUCUGCCCCAAGAUUGGUGUAUUCAAGGGUGGCAUCGCCGACGUGCUCCCUGUCACGGACUUCCAGGCGAUGUCUUUGACAGCAACUCUCUUUAAGUCCCGAUGGAUGUUGAACUACUUCUACCUCGAGGGCAAUGGUCCCCUGGAUUUGAGGCGCCUUCGCGAAAGUUGCUUGAAGGUUGUCGAUGCUUUCGAUAUUCUGCGCACAGUCUUCGUCUGUUUCCAUGAUCAAUUCUUCCAAGUCGUGUUGCGGAAGAUCCGUCCAAGUAUCUUUGUGUAUGAGACCGACCGCGCUCUUGAUGAGUUCACCAUGACACUCCAGCAGAGAGACCGUGAAUAUGGACCGCGCGAAGGUGAGCAGUACGUGCAGUUCUAUGUUGUCAAGAAAAAGGGCAGCGAUCAGCACCGCAUUUUGGUCCGCCUCUCUCACACCCAGUACGAUGGAGUGUGCCUGCCAAAGAUUAUGUCGGCCAUUAAAUACGGAUACGAGGGCACCCCGCUGCCUCCAGUGAUUCCCUUCGCUGGCUACCUGCGACAACUGCCGGGUACAAUUACCCCGGACCACUAUCGCCACUGGUCCGAUCUUCUCAAGGGAUCCCAGAUGACCCAGGUCGUUCGCAGAAAGGGCACCAGUAUGUUCCAGAACGUUGGAGCAUUCACCGAGAUCCACAGGAAGAUCGAGAUUCCACCCACUGCUCUUGGAAACGUCACUGUUGCAACUGUCAUGCAAGCUGCCUGGGCCCUGACUCUUGCCAAGCUAUCAGCGCAAUCCGAUGUUGUCUUUGGCCUGACCAUCAGCGGUCGCAACGCCACAGUGCCUGGCAUCGAAAACACCGUUGGCCCUUGUGUCAACGUCAUCCCCGUGCGUGUGAAGCUCAACGAGAACUGGUCUGGUGUCGAUCUUUUCCGCUAUCUCCAAGAUCAGCAGGUUUCCAAUAUGCCUUUCGAGUCUCUGGGCUUCCGUGAGAUCAUCAAGCAAUGUACCGACUGGCCCGCGUGGACCUACUUCACCACCUCGGUUUUCCAUCAGAAUGUCGAUUACGAGGGAACAAUUGAGUUGGACAACAACAAGUACCGCAUGGGUGGUGUUGGUGUCAAUGACAAUCUAGCAGAUUUGACCAUGGUCUCUAAGCCAUCCUGUGAACGUGGCCUUGAUGUUACCCUAGGCUACUCUGAAAAGGGACCUGUGAUGCCAUCGUUUGCAUCUAAAGUCCUCGACAUGGCCUGUGAGAUUGCGCAGUCACUCGUCGCCAAUCCAAGCAACCCGCUUCCCUCCGCAAGUACGCUUUGCUCUCUGCCACCCCAGAUAAUCGAUGACCUGCCCCGACCGACCGAUGAACACUUCCUCAGCGCGCAUCUCAAGUCACGCUCAAUUGCUGAGCUACUCGUGCAUUCGGAUAUCUUGUCUCGCUCGUGGCACCAAGUUUUGCCCAGCCGUAAUGCUGUCCACGUCUCCGAUGCGGAAGCCGACAACAAGGAAACCCACCAAUCUACCUUCCAGUUAGACUCAUCCUUCUUUGACCUCGGCGGUGACAUCUUCAACCUGGCUCAACUGACCUGGCUUCUUGAACAAGAGGGUCUCAAGGUUCGCCUCGAGGAUCUUAUUGAACACCCCUCUUUCCUGGGUCAGAUGGCCGUGCUGGCUUUGCAUAACGCCAAGCACCAGGAAGAUAUUUCCGUCGAGCAUCUUGCUACUGGUGCCGCAUCUCCCGAGCCUGUGUCCCGUGUUGAGAAGAAAAAGACAUGGGAGAAGGCCAUAACCCUGGCACGCAGGUUGACUCGGCGAAACAGCAGCAUGAUCUCCAGUAGAGCUUGA